Molecule: messenger RNA, 1242 nt
Organism: Sus scrofa (pig)
Lineage: Eukaryota; Metazoa; Chordata; Mammalia; Artiodactyla; Suidae
Source: RefSeq, a predicted model, not a curated record
UUCUUAUAGUUUCUUAAGGUAUAAGUUUAGGUUAUUCAAGAUUUCUCUUCUUUCUUGAAGUAAGCUUGUGUUUCUCUGAACUUCCCUCUAAUGCCACUUUCGCUGCAACCCACAGAUUUUGGUAUGCUGUAUUUUCAUUUUCAUUUGUCCUCAGAUUUGUUUAAAGAGAUUACAACUCUUGAAAAGAUCAGAAAUGAUAAGAUGCCUAUAAAUGAACUGAGCUCUCAUCUCUUAAGUGUUGGAAUUCCAUUAAGCAACAAGACUUUGCAGGAGAUUCUGAGUGAAACAUCUAUUGAUGGAACUGGUGAAGUAAGUCUCAAACAAAUUUUGGAGACUUUGAGCACAAGUAAGCCAGCCUCUGAAUUUGAAGCUGUACACACUGCCCUCAAUACUGUUAGCUUGAUGAACUGUGAUAGAAUUCAAGCUAGUGACUUGAAAGAUGUUUUUGAUGACCUCAGCAUUUCUAUAAAGCCUGAAGAACAUGAGAUGUUACAGAAAACACUUGAUGUUGAUGAAAAGGGAGAUGUUUCCCUGAAGACUGCACUUUUAGCAUUGAAAAGCAAUAAGCGUUUUCAAGAUUUUAGGGAAGUUAAUAAACUGGCAAAGGCCUUAGACAAGGUCACCAAUGAAAAAGUUGAUGUCGAUGAUGUACAACCUGUACUGAAUGGCCUGGGGAUUUAUUUUCCAGAGGAAGAACUACAAGAGGUGCUUUCAUCAGUUUCUAUUGAUAACAAGGGAAAAUUGGACUUAAAAGACUGCCUGACUAGGUUGCAGCAAAUGCCAUAUUUUACAAAAGUUUCAAAAAUAGAAGGUCCCUUGAAAGCUCUGGCCUCCAUAAGGAAAAAUGUGGCCAAUCCUGAUGACCUAGACUCCAUGAUGAAAAAUAUAGGUGUUCCAUUACCUCAAGAUGUGAUCCAAAGUGCACUGAAGAAUGUGGCUAUCACAGAGGAUGGGACAGUGAAUUUAGAGGAGUUUAUGGGCAAUUUGAUCAAUUCAAGAUUUUCAUCUCCACCUGAAAAGAUGAUAAAUGUUAGCGACCUGGACAACAUACUAGGAAACCUGGGCAUUGAACUCACCAAAGAAGAACUUAGAGAGCUAAGAAGAAACCUUCCAGUUAAUGCUAAAGGGAAGACUGAUCUGAAAACGCUGAUGGAUACAGUACAAGUUAUCACAGUUAUUGAUAUUUUACAUAGUAUCUUUAACAUACAGUUUUUAAUGUAUUCAGAUACAAGUCCGCCGUAA